AUGUACAACCAUCCAACAAUGGAACCAAAACCCCUCCGAAGAGAAUACGCAGAUAUGUCGAACGAAAUGAUUGAAGUGAUUGCUACGGAUGAUUUGCUUGCGGAAGCCGUGGAAGAAGUCGGCGAUUUAGCGGCGGAGGGGCGAGAAUACGUGUACCAGUACGACAAUAUGGUCCAUACCCAACAUGACCAGAACGUUAUCUUCCAGCUCUAUCAACCAUUGGAAACGGUUAAUGGCACAUUUUUGUGUAGAAUUUGCAUGGAGCUUGGAGAGACGAUAGAAUUCGAAACCAAAGCAGACUAUGCUCAUCAUCGUUACAAAGUCCAUGGAUCAUAUAAUCUUCCAUCAGGCCAGACUGAACGCAAUUUCAUUCAGAUUCCGCAUUCACAAGAAUGCCCAUUGAAAUGCAUUUCCGAACGUUUGCUAAUAUCGGCGAGUUUGAAGCAUAAGUUACCCCAUGUUCGGAUGAUGAAGGAGGGAGCACAAUGUCCUGCUCACAUCUCUUUCAGGAUCGACCCAAAGACAGGUCAUGUGGAUGCGUUCUAUCAACUGUUCCAUUAUGGCCACGCCCGUGAAUACCGUGAUUCUAAUGAGGAUGGGUCUGAGUUUGACUGUGAUUCGAUGCCGAAUCGGCCCAUUGAUGUGGUCUUCCCCGAGUCGCCCGAUCAUCCUGCUGACCGGCCAAUGCAAUAUGUUCAGAUUGAUUUACUGAGUGCUGACAGCUGUGUCUAUGUGAAUACCAUAUAUUCGCAUAUCUUAAUAAUUACUGAUAUAAAGACUGGAUUCAUAUUCGCGAAGCCAAUUCCGGAAGCUGGACCACGGCAAUUGCUUAUUCGAAUCUUAACAGAUAUAUUUCUUCAAUUUGGAGUUCCUGAAGGCUUCAGCUGCAGUCAUUCUGUGACGUUAAUUCGAGACGUAAUCAGUGCUCUUAAUAAUAUAUUUCGGGUUAAUAUGAAGGAAAUCCUGUAUGACACCCCUGAUUACAACGUUUUCCUGGAAACCCUCUAUGAUCACGCCUCGUUUGAGCUUCAAAGUAAACACAGAUGGGUCGAGAUGGUUCAGUUCACUACGAUGAUCCUUAAUCAGUCAGGGAAAAAGUCCCCGUUUGAGCGCAUGUUCAACCGCAAGCCUUACAAUCUUUCCGGCCAAAAAAUUCCUCCCUGGUUACAAGGAGAGGAUAUCUCUGUUGACAGUGAGGACGAACAUAUAGACGUGGAGCUCGACGAACAGGAUGAAGAACCGACCACAAGCGAUGAUCGGUUCGCGUCGGCUCCACCGCGAUAUAAUGCCGGCGAUAAAGUUUAUAUGUUUCAAAUAGCUGUAAAUUUUCAUCUAAACGAAUCUUCGAGAAUUUCAUCUGAUAGGACGUUCCGCGAUGGAUUCAGGGCGGGGAGAAGUCCUCACCGUCGCUGCUGCGGAAUUUGGAUACCACACCUGGGCGAGGCAACGUGCUUCCUUAUUUGUAUGGAUAUAUUGGUGCAACUGACUGGGAAAAUAGUCCACAUUUUCCUUAUCGAGUCCACUUUUCGAAAAGCAAGACUCCAUUGGCCAUCUGAAAGCUCAGUAAGUGCCUGGGUCAGCCCUUAUGACGUACUUCCAACUACGCACGAUUUGCUUGUGAUUCCAGAAGAAGAACGUCAACGGGUCGCCUCUGCUUUGCUUUGUUCAUGUGAUGGAGGAGAAUACGGUACACCGUGCCCUCUAUUUCGUAGUUAUCUCUGCGGAAACGGCAUGGCAAAGGCGUGCUGUUUAAACAGUCGAAAGACAUGCGACUAUCAUUUAGAAUGCGCCGAUGGAGACGAUACCUACUACGUGAGUCGUUCGAACCUUCGGUUGAUGGACCUUCACUUUUCACAUCUUUCGAACGGAAUUGGAAUCACAACCAAACUAUGUAGUAGAGGGCAGCCAAGAGUGAAGAACUCAGCUAAACAAGUAUCUAUAAGGAAUGUUUUUAGGCGUAAGAUACCAUCCUUGGCACCUGAGAAUACCUCUACUACUACAAUUCGCGACGAUGCCGUUGAAAUGCCGGUGCUGACAAGCGAAAGCAUCCCGGUGGUGUCGACGAUAGUAAUUGAGAACGAGGAUCGAACGUUUAUCCCGGCAUUAUCAAAGAGAACCGACAGUGGCGCAAGUAGUGCAAAGGAGGUGGUGACUGGUCAUGUCAAAAGCCGUCCGAAGAAUUCGGAACCUUCAGAACUGACCUAUCGGGACAAACCGCCUCCACCAAAGAGGUCACGACGAACAACAGAGGCAGAAUCACCUGAGCAGAAGCCACUUCAGGCCUCCUUCGGAUUCCCAGCAAGAAGAUGUUACCACUAUUUCCAGAACAACCACAUAUGUCCUGUCUUACACUGCCGAGAAAUAUACGCAUCCAUGACGGUGCUAAGGAAACAUCUAGUUAUCGAUCACAAAAUGCCCAUUGAAAUGCAUUUCCGAACGUUUGCUAAUAUCGGCGAGUUUGAACGUUUUCGUCACUUGGUAGAGAUCCUGUGCAAUUGUCGCUUCAUGAUGCACACGAAGCAACCCCACAAUAAGCGACAGAUUAUGCAUUGCUCAAAAAGUGAACACAAAAUUAUCCUACAGUCGAGAAGGCAUAAGUUACCCCAUGUUCGGAUGAUGAAGGAGGGAGCACAAUGUCCUGCUCACAUCUCUUUCAGGAUCGACCCAAAGACAGGUCAUGUGGAUGCGUUCUAUCAACUGUUCCAUUAUGGCCACGCCCGUGAAUACCGUGAUUCUAAUGAGGAUGGGUCUGAGUUUGACUGUGAUUCGAUGGUUCGUUUUCUUGUUUAUUACAACAUCUCAUGA
Molecule: messenger RNA, 2805 nt
Organism: Cooperia oncophora
Lineage: Eukaryota; Metazoa; Nematoda; Chromadorea; Rhabditida; Trichostrongylidae
Source: the annotation of a GenBank genome assembly